AUGACCUGGAAUAAGGACUGGGCCUCUUUUAUUCGGCCGUGGAUUCCUAUUCUUCUCGGCCUCAAUCUCCAGUUCUCCAGGGCCUCCAACUGUCCAGAGGAGUGCCGCUGUGAUCGCACCUUUGUUUAUUGCAACGAGCGGAGCCUGACCUCAGUGCCUCUGGGAAUCGGUGAGGGUUAUAAGACUCUCUACCUCCACAACAACCAAAUCAACAAUGCUGCCUUUCCCUUGGAGCUCCAUCAUGUGGCUUCUGUGGAAAUUGUGUAUCUCUAUGGCAACCAGCUGGACGAAUUCCCUAUCAACCUGCCCAAAAAUGUAAAGAUCCUUCAUUUGCAAGAGAACAACAUUCAGACCAUCUCCAGAGCAGCUCUAGCUCAGCUUCUUUGGCUGGAGGAGCUCCAUUUAGAUGAUAACUCCAUUAGUACUGCAGGGGUGGAGGAAGGGGCCUUCCGUGAGGCAGUGAGCCUCAAGAUGCUUUUCCUCACCAAAAACCACCUGAGCAGUGUGCCUAUUGGUCUCCCAGAUUAUCUAAAAGAACUGCGACUGGAUGAGAACAGGAUAGCCGUUAUUGCAGAGGAAGCAUUUAAGAAUGUUUCCCACCUAGAACGCCUCCUGCUAGAUGGAAACUUGCUGACAGAUGAAGGGAUCUCAGUAGGGACUUUUCAGGACCUCGUCACCCUCAGGGAGCUGUCUUUGGCUCGCAACUCCCUUACUUAUCCUCCCCCGUUUCUCCCGGGGGAGGUGCUUCUGAAAUUAAACUUUCAGGAGAAUCAGAUAAACCAGAUUCCUGCUGGAGCAUUCACAGGGCUGUACAAGCUGGAGAGGCUCGAUAUUUCUAACAACCUGCUGCAGUCUUUGACACGGGGGGUUUUUGAUGGCCUCAUGAGUCUCAGACAGCUCACUGUUAGGAACAACCUUUGGCUGUGUGACUGCAGCAUCAAAUGGGUGGCAUCAUGGCUUAAAUCCCUGCCUGCCUCACUCAAUGUGCGUGGCUUCAUGUGCCAUAAACCCGAAAGGUUCCGAGGCAUGGUGAUCAGGGAGCUGAGUGCUGAGCUCCUACAGUGUCCGCAGAGUACAACCACAACACCUAAGCUCACCUCUCCAGCUGAUACUGCUGUGAUCCCAUCUCUCUCUCCUUCCCGAGAUUCCCCUUUAGUCACUCAGUCUGUUUCUCCAUCCUCCAGGAAACCCUUUCCCACACUACCCACCCUCUACCCAGUCUAUACAACAAGAAAAGGGGGAAUUAGGACUAAGCAAUCUCUGGAUCCCCAAAGAGAGACUCUGCAGGUCAGGUUUGCCAUAUUAAAUGGAUCAGCUAUCCAUGUGAGCUGGGUGGCUGCAUUUCCCGUCACUGCCUACAAAGUGACCUGGGCCAGGAUGGGCCCCAGCCUGACAGGGGGCACAGUCAGGGAGAGGAUAGUGGGUGGGGACCAUCGAGGGAUCCGGCUGGCUAACCUAGAGCCAAAGUCCACCUAUCGGAUCUGUGUCAUUCCACUGGAUGCAUUCAAUAAUUACAGACCCAAAGAUGAUACUGUGUGUACUGAGGCCAUGACCACAGCAGGCUUGUCCACCCCUGAUGACAACAACAACAAUAAAAGAGGUUCAGGGCCAGAGCAGGCCACACAACAGGAACCCAGUUUGCCUUCUUUGCUGGCCGGGUUGAUCAGCGGGGCAGUGAUUGUGGUGCUGGUAGUCCUGCUCGGUAUCUUCUGUUGGCAUAUGCACAGGAAGAGCUGCUCCAAGUCCUCUGCCAAGUGGAAAUACAACCGCGGACGUAGAAAAGAUGAUUAUUGUGAAGCUGGCACCAAGAAAGAUAAUUCCAUCCUGGAAAUGACUGAAACAAGUUUCCAGAUAGUCUCGCUCAACAACGAGCAGCUCCUCAAGGGAGAUUUUCGCAUCCAGCCUAUUUACACCCCUAAUGGGGCCAUCGGCUUCCUAGACUGCCCCUUGGGGAACAACAGCACAGUCUACUGCAAGAAUAUUGUACAGGAUGCAGAGCAUCAGGAGAGUUUUUACUGACAACUACCCAAAUUUCACAGAGUACUGUACAGUGUUAAUAUUCUUUGAAACCUUUGUGUCUUCAAGAAAUAUAAUUCAUAUAAUUGACUGGGAGGAUACCUUUUUAUAUAACAUAGGAUUAAGUUAUUGGUUUCUAGGGCUGAGCUGUUUUAAGCUUGGUACACAGUAAAUAAUUCUAAGUAUUAAGGCUUAUUUGUUUGGUUUUCAGUAAUAGUGAACAAUCUUUAAGUCACUGUAUAUUCCAACCAUAACAGACCAUAAUUUACACUUUAGCUGUUGUACGUAUUAAACUCAUUACAUCAGUCAGGUCACUGGUGACCUGUUUAAGUUGACAGUUAAUUUUAUAUCAAAACCUUUAGAUGGAAUUUAUACCUUUUUGACAUAUUUAAAUGAAAGCAUAAAAUAAGACCAAAUAUAUUAAGAGAGCUCAUUUCAACAGUAACAUUGUGUAGUUUAUAAAACUGUGCUUGCUUAUGCCACCCUAACUCUACACCUAAGCCGUUCACUGGUGACCUUGUGGAUUUUCAGAUAAAAACAGCUCUUGGAAUUCAGUAUGAAAGAGACGAGCAUGAAUCACCCAUGCUCGUCAGUAGAGGGCGCAGUUUUCCUUCAGUCAAACUUUGCUAGUAACUAUUCGCAGUCACCGCAGUGUGACGACACCUUUGCACUCAGUAGAGCUGCUCAUUGUGAGAGUCCUGGUCUACAAAUAAAACGUAUUCUUACGUAAACCGUUUUCUUCAACAGGGAAUUUAAAGGUCACACUCGUUAAAUAUUCACAGACAGUGGGAGGCCUUCGCCUGCUUUUCAAGAGAAAUCCAUUAUCACAGUUAAGGGACCACGGUGUUAGUACUAGCUGUGUUUGACGGUGGUGGGUGUCACAGAGUGAGCAGCAAAAAGCACAUCUGCUGUGGUUAACCCAUCAAAUACCAGCUCUUUCUCUUUGUGUUUAACAAGAAU
This is a messenger RNA of Archocentrus centrarchus (flier cichlid), 2976 nucleotides long. Its product is annotated as leucine-rich repeat transmembrane protein FLRT2. Lineage: Eukaryota; Metazoa; Chordata; Actinopteri; Cichliformes; Cichlidae. Gene Ontology annotation, molecular function: protein binding. The coding region runs from base 1 to 2019 and encodes 672 amino acids. The record is from RefSeq and is a predicted model, not a curated record. The transcript has a single exon.